AUGCAGCAGUUGGAAUCUGCUCGUGUAUCAGUUGAGGCCUCUCAAAGGCAGUAUUUGGACCUGUUGACCAGUGGGAGGGCUGUAGCUGGACCCUCAUCUUCUUCUUCAUCACAACCUCAAGAAUGGAGUCUUGAGAGUUUCUUGGAGCAUCGUCCAGCCAAGUCUAAUGGCCAGGUUAGCCCGGAUGAGGCGGAUAGGUGGUUUAGAGAUAUGGAGCACAUCUUUAAUGCCAAGAGGUGUUCAGAGGAAAAUAGAUUGGCUUUCACGGAAUACUUACUAUCUAGGGAAGUUAGUCAUUGGUGGAGUAGCAUGAGGACGCUACUAGAGGGCAGUAACACUCCUAUCACUUGGGAGUUGUUCAAGGGGAAAUUCUAUGUUGAAUAUUUUUCUAACAGCGUCAGAUUUGCCAAAGAGAUGAAGUUUCUUCAGCUGGUUCAGGGAAAUAUGUCAGUCUCUGAAUAUGCCGACCGGUUCAAGCAUCUGAUCAGGUUUUAUACAGUGCCUAUGAGUGCAGAUUGA
Vigna angularis (adzuki bean) is the source of this 519-nucleotide messenger RNA. RefSeq lists its product as uncharacterized. Bases 1 to 519 code for a protein of 172 amino acids. Lineage: Eukaryota; Viridiplantae; Streptophyta; Magnoliopsida; Fabales; Fabaceae. The transcript has a single exon. The record is from RefSeq and is a predicted model, not a curated record.